AUGUCAGUCCCUAUCCCACAGCCUUCGGGCGUGCCCCUCCUAGGCAACAUCUUCGAUAUCGAUCCAAGUAAUACGUGGGAUUCGCUGAGGAAGCUAGCGGAGAAAUACGGAGAAAUAUUCCAGAUCAAGGUCUUGGGUCAUACUAUCGUCUUCGUAGCCGGCGCGGCCAUUGCGGAGGAGUUGUGCGAUGAGCAACGGUUCCGGAAGUAUGUUGGUGGUCCGAUAGUUGAGAUAAGAUAUGCCGUACACGAUGCUCUGUUCACGGCCUUCGACAAUGAACCGAGUUGGGGUAUCGCGCACCGCAUCAUUGCUCCGAAGCUCGAUCCGCGAUCACUCGCAGAACAUUUCAUUGAGAUGCGAGACAUUACUACCGAACUUAUCACAAAGUGGAAAGGGCUCGGCACCGACAACGAGGUAUCCGCUAUCGGCGAAUUGAACAGAUUGAACCUCGAGGUGACGACGUUGACUCUCUUUGGGAAGAAGUUGAACUGUCUCGCCGGGCCUGAGCAUCCAAUGAUAAAAGCGAUGGAGGACUCAACGUCUGAAGCGAUGAAGCGACCUAAUCGUCCCAAGAUAAUGAACUGGCUACUGUACGGCAGCAAGUUCACCAAGGCCACGAAUACGAUGCGAACAUACGCGCAAGAGCUAGUAGACUACCGAAAGACAAAUCCGACAAAUCGGCAGGACCUCCUUGCGACACUACUGACCGCCAAGGAUCCGGUGACGGGCACAUCUCUAACGGACUCACAAGUCAUCGACGAGAUAGUCUCCAUGCCGAUCGGCAGCAGUACGGCACCAGCAAUGAUUAGCACUGCAAUAUACUUCCUCCUGAAGAACCCGCAAGUCGUGACCGAUGCGCGCCAGGAAUUAGAUUCCGUCAUCGGCGACGGCGAGUUUCAAUUCGAGCACCUAGCACAGCUCGAAUACAUCGAGGGAAUCAUGCGUGAAUCCCUUCGACUCUCAUUCGCAGCGCCGGGAUUCAACAUCGAACCUAUACCCAGUGAUAACAAGGCCCCUGUGCAGCUAGCCGGCGGCAAGUACCAAGUCGCACACAAUCAGGCCAUGAUCAUUGUCUUGGCAGGAGUCAACAGAGACCCGACUGUAUUCGACGAACCUCUUGCCUUUAGGCCUGAGCGGAUGAUGGGUAAGGCGUUUGAUGAUCUCCCCUCCGGAGUUAAGAAGUGGUUUGGAAACGGGAAGAGAGUGUGCAUUGGGAGGCACUGGGCUUGGCAGUUCAGUAUGGCUGUAUUAGCAAAGCUAAUCAAGGAGAUUGAUUUUGAGAGCGUUGAUCCGAGUUACGUGUUAGAACAAGACGGUUGGUUUAACUUGAGACCUGUGGGCUUCCAGACAUUUUUCGGCGGCAGCAUCAUCAAAGCUCGGGAAUUGGGAAUUGGGAAUUAUUUCGUGCAAGCAGCAGAAAGGCAGAUCCAGAGCAACACCUACUACCCCAGCCCACCGACGAAGCCGACAACCAUGGGCUCGAGCUCGUCUAAGCCGGAGGCGAGCCAAUCCUCACAUGUCUGGAAGGCAUCCUCACCUAUAGGCAUCUCGCACGAUGUCGUCGAAACCCUCCAGUCGAGUAGCGAAACCGACACCACGCGCGCGCAGACCCUCGAGCUAGCCAUCCAAGCGCGUGUAGCCUCGGAACUCAAGAAGCUCGAGGCGCAGGAGACGGCGGCGCUCAAGGCGGCGCAGGACAAGAUCGCGGAGCUCGCGGACAGCGAGGACGACAGCAAGCAACAGCAGCUCAACCGGCAGGCCGUGUCGAAAGAAGUCGAGGCGCUGCGGGCGCGCCUGGACAAGCGCAAGCAGCUGCGCCCGCUGCCCGAUACCGUCGAGCAGGCCCGCGGCAACGUCGUGCGCUGCCUGCUCGAGAACGACCGCCGCCCGCUGGACUGCUGGCGCGAGGUCGAGGCGUUCAAGGAGGAGGUCCGGAGGCUGGAGAAGGGGUGGGUGGAUAAGGUCGUUUCGUGAAUAGGUGCCGGGGGGCUUUCGGAGUAGAGGAAAAGGAAGAAGAAGAAGAAGAGAAAGAUAUGAAUAGAUAUAUCGCCUCUUCGGACGAUGUCCAUCGCCACGCCCAUUCUCACCUAAUAUACCUAAGGUACCUACGAUAGAUUCUCUGUUGUAACAAUACUCGACACUUAUAGCAUAGCGUUUUAGGAAGCG
Molecule: messenger RNA, 2166 nt
Organism: Daldinia decipiens
Lineage: Eukaryota; Fungi; Ascomycota; Sordariomycetes; Xylariales; Hypoxylaceae
Product: cytochrome P450
Exons: 4
Coding region: 1-1974 (657 amino acids)
Molecular function (GO): iron ion binding; monooxygenase activity; oxidoreductase activity, acting on paired donors, with incorporation or reduction of molecular oxygen
Source: RefSeq, a predicted model, not a curated record